AUGGACUGCCUGGCUCGUGUGAUGGCUCAUCCCUCUCAGACCGGACCAUCCGAGGACGACAAGGAUGAGAACGGUGAGAAGUCUGACUUGGUGUUGUUGUUAUCUCAAGCCAACUCAAGCGAAUGGAGUGAUGGCAAGUACAUUGCAGCAAUGUAUGCCAAAAUCAUGCAGAAGUGGCAAGAGUCCCGUGGUAGCAGUAGAAAUGAUGCUGUUUUGGAACACCAUGAUACCAUGUAUCUUGAAGCGUUGUAUACCGAAGCAGAGGAUGAGUUGAAGAAGUACGUCGGCAGUGACCGUGUUGUCCGUGAUUCUAUUCGCGAACACUCCACUCUUACGAAGAAGGAUAGAUACAUCGAAGAUUGGUAUGCGGACACGGGCAGAGUUUUUGUUGACCUGGGAGGGAAGAAGGGCGUUGCGUCCAUAGGGGGCAAACAUUACCCCAUGAUUUUGAAGGAUGACUUCACAAGGCGUGCAUGGAUGUAUUUCCUAAGAAGUAAAUCAGACGCUGGCAGUGCUUUCCGAAGUUUUCAUGCGAAUGUGCGUGCUGAUGGGAUCCCAUCAUUGAUUGAGAUUGUUAGAUCUGACAAUGGAGGGGGAUUUUUCGGUGGUGAAUUUGCAUCUGUGUGCAAUGAGCUUGUGAUUAAACAAGAGUUCACCCCGGCUCACAGUCCCGAAUUCAAUGGUGUUGCGGAACGGGGUUUGGGAUUGACAGAAGAGGCCGCAAUGGCGGCUCGUAUUCAGGCGAAAGUUCUGUUUGGGCAUGUGCAGUUACCUAAGACUGAUAGACUCUGGGCGGAGGCCAUGCACUGGGCCUGCGAGGCACUCAAUCACACGGCUUGUUCUGCUAACCCCGACUCCAAAUCGCCGUAUGAAAUGUGGUAUGGGGAAGCUCGUCCUGCUAGACCGUAUCCGUUUUUGAAGCCAGCGUACUGUAAAUGGCAGCGACCGUCUAAGCUGCUACCGAAGGGUGAGAGUUGCUUUUAUGUUGGUCCUUCGAGAGACCACCCACGUGAUUGUCAUAGAGUACUCACCAGAGCUGGGACUAUUCAGGAAACGAGGAACGUAACGUGGGAAGCGUUGCCGUCACAGCUCCCUCCACCGCAACCUCCGCUGCCGAUAGAGGUCGCAGAGGAGGAAGGGGAGGAAAGUGACGACGAUGUAGAAGCUGAGGGAGGGCAGGAAACGGGGGAAGUAGAGUCCGAAGAUCCGGGAGAGCAUGAUGAAGUAGAGUCGGAGGAUCCGGGAGGGCAUGAAGAAGAGUCUAUGGAUCAGGGAGGGCAGGAUACAGAGUCGGCGGGGCCGGGAGGGCAGGAAGUAGAGGUGGAGGCAUCUCCUCCAGCCGCUCGCCGUCCGCAGCAUGUCGUUGACCUUGCUGAUUUUAAUACUGCUGCGCGUGAUGCAGUAGAAUUGCCGAAAGAGCUCAUUCAGGACGUAGAGCCAGAGCCUGGUAGCUAUCAAGAAGCUCUGCGAUCGAAGCAUGCCACGAUUUGGGAUAAAGCCAUGUCUGCAGAAGUUGAAGGCUUGAUACGAGCAGGAACGUUCACGUUAGCAGCAAAAAUCCCAGAAGGUUGUAACGUGAUUGAUGCUAGAUGGGUUUUCAAAUGGAAAGCAGACGAAACAGGAAAGAUAGUAAAGGCCAAGGCUAGGCUUGUAGCGAAGGGCUUCAAGCAGAAGCAUGGGGUGGACUAUCUUGAGACUUUCUCGCCUACUGCAAAUGCUGCAUCGAUUCGAUUGGUAGUAGCAUUGGCGUGCAAGUAUAACUUGGAAUUACUCCACUUAGACAUUGAGCAAGCCUUUGUUCAGUCGAAAUUGGAUCACGAGGUGUUCAUGAAGUUGCCUCCUGGCUGUGAUUCGAUGUCAGGAAAAAUUGUCCGUUUGAACAAGAGUUUGUACGGUUUGAAGCAAGCAUCUAGAACAUUUUACAAGAGGCUCGUGUCGGACCUGCUUCGGAUAGGUUUCGAGCAGUCUCUGUCUGAUCCCUGUGUCCUGCGUUUCAUGAUGGGAGACGAGGUGAUGGGUAUAAUCGCGAUUCAUGUGGAUGACAUUCUGUAUGCAGGAACGAAGAGGCUUGCCGAGGUGAUUGUAGAGGCACUAGGUGACUCUCUUCCUACGAAGAAUUUGGGAGAAGUCAGAUUCUUUCUUGGUUGCGCAUUUAGUCGCGACCGCGAGGCUGGCACGAUUGAGAUUUCUCAAGAGAGUUACAUCAGGAGUGUUCUAGAGAGAUUCAAUAUUUGUCGCACCAGCUCGAUCCCCGCUUCCCCUGCCAACGAUAGCAGGUCCGUGAUGGAGGAUGAGGAGGCAGGAGAUGUGCCGUUCAGGGAAGUGGUGGGAUGCCUGAUGUGGAUCGCCAACAAUACGAGGCCAGAAACUUCGAACGCUGUGCGGACGGUGGCGAGACACUCUCACGAGCCCAAGAAGAGUGACUGGAAGGCAGCCCAGAAGAUUUUGAGUUAUCUUAAGGAAACGGCACAUCUAACUCUGAAGUACAAGCAGGACACUACGGUAGACGUAGGCACGUUAGUGUACGUAGACGCUGACUUUGCCAGCAAGGCCACUGACCGUAGAUCAGUUUCUGGAGCAUUAGUUCUUGUAGCUGGCUGUCUUGUGUCUUGGUUUUCUUGGACGCAGAAAUGUGUCUCACUGUCAACUUCUGAAGCAGAGUAUAUUGCGAUGGGUGACGGUGUUAAGGAGGCUCUCUUUGUGAACGGGAUGCUUCAGUUCUUGAGACCUAAGAAUCCGCUUAGCUCGAGUAGGAGUAAGCACAUUGACGUGAGGCACCACUUCCUUAGGAAUUUGACGGAGGAGGGCGUGAUCGAGGUCACCCAUGUCCCAAGCAAGGAGCAGCAUGCUGACAUCCUCACAAAGGCUCUACCGAGAAACCUUUUUGAAGUUCACCGUGACUUUGUCCUUGGCUCAGUAGCUGAGAAGUAGAGAUCUGAGUUAGUAUUUGAUUUUGUAUUAUUAGGUCUGGUCGAGACGACAGCCCCAAGGGAGGUUGUUCGUGAAUUGUGGCUGUAGUAUCGAAUGUAUGACGUGUAUUGCGGUGUAGUAGGUGAUACUUGGUAUUGUAACGAAACGUAACACAAAGGUCAGUAGAUUGCAGCGAGUAGAUUGCAGCGAGUAGAUUGCAGCGAAUAGAUUUAUUGCUGAGGAAAAGCUGUAGCGAGAAGCCAUGGGGAGCGCAGCCCACCGUGCUCACUCCACCUUGCCGACCUGUCUCUCCGGGCAAGUUCUCAUUAAUGCACCACAUAUUUCUCCAGAAGUCACGAGUUUCCAACAUCUUCCCUUCACCCAUGAGCGGCCACACUUCAGCUUUUACAUCAUCGUCAUUUCCCUCCCCUCCCUCCUCUGCUAUCUCUAGCUCUAUCGGCAGCGGUGGUUGCGGCGGAGGGAGUUCAGACGGCAGCGCUUCCCACGUUACAUCUCUAGUCUCCUGAAUGAUCCCACCCCUCGUCAACACUCUAUGGCAAUCGCGCGGGUGGUCUCUCGAAGGGCCGACAUAGAAGCAACUCUCACCCUUCGGCAGCAGUUUAGAGGGUCGCUGCCACCUGCAGUACGCCGGCUUCAAGAAUGGAUACGGUCUAGCAGGACGGGCUUCACCAUACCACAUCUCAUACGGCGACUUCGAGUCAGGGUUCGCACUGCAAGCUGUGUGGUUCAAAGCCUCGCAAGCCCAAUGCAUUGAUUCAGCCCAGAGCCUAUCAGUCUUGGGCAACUGCACAUGCCCAAACAAAACCUUUGCCUGAAUACGAGCCGCCAUCGCGGCCUCCUCUAUCAAUCCCAAGCCACGUUCAGCAACACCAUUGUAUUGUGGAGUGUGAGCCGGGGUGAACUCCUGCUUAAUCAAGAGCUCAUUGCACACGGACGCGAAUUCCCCCCAGAGAAACUCAAUGUCAGAUCCAUCAGCACGCACACUUGCAAGAAAACUCCUGAAAGCCUUACCAGCGUCUGAUUUCUUCUUGAGGAAAUGUAACCACGCACGCCUCGUGUAGUCAUCUUUUAUAAUCAUGGGGUAGUAUUUACCCCCCGAUGGACGCGACGCGAGGGGUUCCCUCCCAGGUCUACAAAAAUUCUGCCCAACUUCUUAUAGUCUAGUCUAUGAUCUAUUUUUAAUUUCUCGCGAAAUCCCUUUCUUAAUCGCUUUCGACAUCGAGCAACCCGUGCAAGGAUGCAUGGUACCAGUCAGCUCAACACUCAACUGCUUUGCAGUAGUACGAAGCAAGCCUUCAUGCGCAUGGGCGUAAAUGUUAUGGAACUCGUUGAUAUCCAUCUUGCUUGCAUGCUUGGGGUUUGAGGGAGUGAGAGCAGCCAACACCGACCCAACAACAGAGUCAUCACUAUNCGCUACCCUCAUACUCAAGACGAUAGGCGGUCGAAAAGGUAUCUCAUUGACAUUCUGGAACACAACAUUUCCAUGGAAGGCAGUCAACACUUUGUCGGGCCCACCAAGGCGGUUCCAGGAGCCGUCAAACUCUGCGCCAGGAGAGAAGAGGUUGCAUCCCA
Molecule: messenger RNA, 4503 nt
Organism: Ectocarpus sp. CCAP 1310/34
Lineage: Eukaryota; Phaeophyceae; Ectocarpales; Ectocarpaceae
Source: the annotation of a GenBank genome assembly